AUGAGGCCCACUUUAUCUUCUUUCUCUUUUAGAGACGGAGUGAUAGCUACCCGCAGACCCCAAGCUGCGUGUACACCUGAAGGAGGUUGCAUCGGGGUACAGAGAAAGCAGCAGCAAGAGCUGCAUGCAAGCGGCAGCACAUACAACCCAGAAGCAGCAGCAGCAGCAGCAGCAGCAGAAGCAGCAGCAGCUGAUGCCGUGACAGCCGGAGCAGCGUCUCAGCAGGAGGAGACAGACGCAGCAGAGAAAGAGAAGCAAGCAACGAAGACAGAUACAGAGACAGAGAAAGAGAUAAAUACAGAGACAGAGACAACAAAAAGAGAAGCAGAGACAGAGACAAAGGUGGAGACAGAGAAAGAAACAAAAACAGAGACACCGAAGGACCCUCGUGCAGAAGCUGCUUUGCUUGCUGCUGCUCUUCUCUCUCGUGCUGCGCUGCACAUAAAAAACUACCAAGAGGAACAGCAGCAGCUGUUUCAGGAGGCAGAAGAAAAGAAACAACAGCAGUUGAACAGGCAGCAGCAGCAGCAGCAGCAGCAGCAGCAGCAGCAGCAGCUGGUGCUUUCUGCUGCCUCUAGCAGCACAACGAAGGGCCAGCAGAAGGGGGCAAUCAUCAACAGCUACAAAGAAAGAAACAACUUCAGAGUGGGAGACAAACAAGAGCAAGAGAAGUGGAGAGAAAAAGAGAAAGAAGGAGACAAAUAUCAGCACCGCUGGGCCGUUGCAGCAGCAGCAUCGGGGUGUAUAGGCAGCUCAGCAGACACCACCCGCCUGCUGUCUCCUCCUUCUUCUGUCCCCUUUCCCUCAUCCUCAAGGAGAGACAGACAAACACAGGUGGUUAGGUUUAAGGAUACGCACGAAGAUGAUGGAAGAACCGAACACCAGCAGCAGCAGCAGCAGCAGCAGCAGCAGCAGCAGCAGCAGCAGCAGCAGCAGCAACUGCCGCUAGAGGAGAAACUCGAGAGACGGCUGCGAUUGCUGCAAAGACAGCAUCUGAGAAAGCUGCACUGGCAGCAGCUGCAGCAACAGCAAGGACAACGAGAGCAACAAAAGCAACAGCAACAGCAGCAACAGCAGCAACAGCAAGAGCAGCAACAGCAACAACUGCAACAGCAGCAGCAGCAACAGCAGCAACAGAAGAAAAUGAAUCGACUCGUUAUGCGAUCGGAUAUAAAUACUUCUCCUGCCCCCAGCAGCAGCAGUGCAGUCACCCGUACCGCUGACCAGAGCGCCAGCAGCAGCAGCAGCAGCAACAGCAGCAGCAGCAACAGCAGCAGCAGCAACAGCAGCAGCAGCAACAGCGCAGCAGCAGCAGCAGCAGCAGCAGCAGCAGCGGUGUGA
Messenger RNA from Eimeria mitis, 1341 nucleotides. RefSeq lists its product as uncharacterized. Lineage: Eukaryota; Apicomplexa; Conoidasida; Eucoccidiorida; Eimeriidae. The record is from RefSeq and is a predicted model, not a curated record.